Musca vetustissima is the source of this 1288-nucleotide messenger RNA. It is a transcript of the gene Sirt2, whose product is annotated as NAD-dependent protein deacetylase Sirt2. The record is from RefSeq and is a predicted model, not a curated record. NCBI's taxonomy places the organism in Eukaryota, Metazoa, Arthropoda, Insecta, Diptera, Muscidae. Gene Ontology annotation, molecular function: histone deacetylase activity, NAD-dependent; NAD+ binding. Bases 98 to 1288 code for a protein of 396 amino acids. The transcript has 4 exons.
GGCAUCACAUCUGAGAUCAUUGUUGUUGAACAACAAACGUCUGUUAACUGAAAUAUAUACAAAAAGAAGUAUUAUAAGUGGUAUAACAGCGGCUGAAAUGAGUGAAAACCCUACAACUUCCCAAAACAAAAACAAAACCAAAGAUGAGAAUGAAGCAGUUGCUGAAGGAACAGAGGAGGAUUCCACUAUGGAUGCCAUCCGAAAAUUCUUCUCCCAGAAACUGAAUUUGGUUACAGCUCUCGACGAACAGGAUGGUGCUGAUAAGAAAGCUUUUGACAACUUAACAUUUGAAGGACUAUGCGAUCACUGGAAAUCCAAAGGAUUUAAAAAUAUUAUUACAAUGGUUGGAGCUGGUAUUUCAACAUCUGCCGGUAUUCCAGAUUUUCGUUCACCUGGCUCGGGGCUAUAUGAUAAUUUGCAAAAAUACAAUUUACCCCAUCCAUCGGCAAUAUUUGAAAUGGAUUAUUUUGAAGAAAAUCCUCAGCCAUUUUUCGCUUUGGCCAAAGAGUUAUAUCCCGGUUCAUUUAAUCCAACACCAUCACAUUAUUUCGUAAGACUUUUGCAUGAAAAAGGCCUACUGCUGAGACACUAUACCCAAAAUAUUGAUACUUUGGAACGAAUUGCCGGCAUACCAGAUGAUAAACUGGUAGAGGCACACGGCACAUUUUUUACCAAUCAUUGUUUGGGUUGUCGCAAACUCUAUUCCAUGGAAUGGAUGAAGGAACAAAUUUUCAGCGAUAGUGUACCAACAUGUGAGGAGUGUAAUUCGGUCGUAAAGCCCGAUAUCGUCUUCUUUGGUGAAAAUUUACCGGAAAAGUUUUACACCCUGCCGGCAAAGGAUUUCAAUAAAUGUGAUUUGUUAAUUAUUAUGGGUACCUCAUUGGAGGUACAACCGUUUGCAUCGCUUAUCGAUAGGGCCGGUCCCAAGUGUGUGCGUUUGUUGAUUAAUCGCACCAAAGUUGGUAAUGAUUUUGGUGGUAUUGGCUCGUGGUUUAUGAUGGGUCCUGGUCUUAUGUUUGACAAUCCCAAAAAUACACGAGAUAUUGCCUACAUUGGUGACUGUGAUGAUGGUUGUUUGGCAUUGGCUGAGGCUUUGGGUUGGAAGGAAGAACUGGAUAAACUAAUAAAGAGCGAGCAUGAGCGUUUGGACAAGGAGAAUGCAGAGAGUAAGGAAAAGAUGAAGACGACAACUAAGGAAAAUACAAAAUCGGAUGUUGAUGAAAAGGAUGCUGACGAAACAGAAGGACCAUCAGACGACUCUAAGGCAAAAGAGAAGGAGGCUGUAUAA